AUGGAUAACAUCGUCAGAGAAGGAGAGCAGUUCGUCGAGAACGAAGAAGGAGGCCAGGCCGGCACUUCAAAUGCGGGCCAAGGCAACCUGCAAGAUACCCAGCAGACCCAGCAGACCCAGCAAGGACAACAAGACCAGCAGGGAGGCGGUAUGAUGAAGAACUUUGAGCAAAACACAGGAGAUGCAUAUGUCAACCAAGAAGUCAAUCAAUUCUUGAACAAAGAGGGCGUCCCAGCGGGCAUGGACGGAGCAAUUGACGGGGCUGUUGAUACUGAAGCCAACAAAUUUGAAAAGGACUUUUAG
Messenger RNA from Capronia coronata CBS 617.96, 303 nucleotides. RefSeq lists its product as uncharacterized. Lineage: Eukaryota; Fungi; Ascomycota; Eurotiomycetes; Chaetothyriales; Herpotrichiellaceae. The transcript is spliced from 2 exons. Bases 1 to 303 code for a protein of 100 amino acids. The record is from RefSeq and is a predicted model, not a curated record.